Oncorhynchus masou masou (cherry salmon) is the source of this 2926-nucleotide messenger RNA. RefSeq names its product SPARC related modular calcium binding 2 (gene smoc2). Gene Ontology annotation, cellular component: basement membrane. Gene Ontology annotation, molecular function: calcium ion binding; extracellular matrix binding; protein binding. NCBI's taxonomy places the organism in Eukaryota, Metazoa, Chordata, Actinopteri, Salmoniformes, Salmonidae. The coding region runs from base 788 to 2173 and encodes 461 amino acids. The record is from RefSeq and is a predicted model, not a curated record. Gene Ontology annotation, biological process: extracellular matrix organization. The transcript is spliced from 14 exons.
UAUCCCUAUCUUUUGCGUGUGCGUGUGCGUUAGAGUAGACAGAGAAAGAGAGAAAGAGAGAGAGAUGGCGUUUUCGAGAGGGAGUUCAAGACUGUACACGCGGCUCACUAUAUGUUCUGUCCUCUUUCAUUACCUUUCAUACGCAUGCGCUAGUCGCUACUCUAUACUCACUUCGCCUUUACGCAGUCUGGUCCUCUCUUUACUGAGCGAGGAUCAUAACACAGCAGAGGACAAAAGAGAAAAGGAUUCCCUGUUGUGGUUUAGGGGAAAAAAAGAAAAGAGGGAGAAAGAAAGAAAAUAGAACUUUGUUUGUCUUAGCUACCAGCAGCAGAAAGAUAACUUCAAAACGUAUAGGCUACCUACCUACCGUCAAGGAACUGCCUGCAUCCGAUAAGGGAUCUAGUCCACAUACGAGGAGAGGGAGGGGGUGUGGAGAAAAGUCGAGAGAGAGACAGAGUGUGUGUGUGAGAGAGAGAGAGAGCACUGAAGGAGGGAAAAAGGUCAGGACACAGGGGGCAUUUCGCACUGCGAGAAAUAAGGAUAAUAUCAGAAGGUUGCAGAAGUAACGGAAUUGGCAGAGAUAAAAACGUGUGAUAAAAUAAACGUCUGCCCCACAACUUCUUCACAAAGUCAAUUGAAAGGAGUACCUUGGUAAUUGAAUUGAGCGCAUUUUCUCAAGAAAAGUAUUUGGAUACUUAGGACACAGUUGGUUUUGCUGAAGCCGAGACAGUAGGCUGGAGGCUUCACUUUGGAUCGUGCGUAAUUUUAAUUGAGAGCCACCAUCAGGAUGCGCGUCUGCCUGCUCUUGGUCCUUCUCUGCCUCCUUUGCGCCGGGCACGCUCAGAAGUUCUCCGCUCUCACGUUUCUGCGUGUGGAGCAGGAUAAGGAGUGUAACAUGGAGUGUACUGGUGGUCCCAGGAAGCCCCUGUGCGCGUCGGACGGCAGGACCUUCUCAUCACGCUGCGAGUUCCUCCGUGCCAAGUGCCGAGACCCCCAGCUGGAGGUCAUCCGAGGGCCAUGCAAAGAUACAUCCAGAUGUGUGGCAGAGAAGAAGUACACGGAACAGCAGGCCAAGAAGCUCUUCCCUCAGGUGUUUGUACCUGUCUGCAACCCAGACGGAACAUACAGUGAGGUGCAGUGUCAUAGUUACACAGGCUACUGUUGGUGUGUCACGCCCAAUGGCCGUCCUAUCAGUGGCUCAGCCGUGGCCAAUAAGAAGCCCCGAUGCCAAGGGUCAAAACAUGAGAGAGCUAGCACAAGAGAACCCGGAAAAGCAGUUUCCUUGCAAAUCUUUUCCAUUCUAAACACAGAUGAGUCAGCUGGCCUAGUGGGGGAGCCAAAUUCCCCGACAGACGAGGAAGACAUAAUUUCUCAGUACCCCACCCUCUGGACAGAGCAGGUCCGCAGCCGGCAGAACAACAGGACCAGAACACAAUCCUCAUCAUGUGACCAGGAGCAGCAGUCGGCCCAGGAGGAAGCACGGCAGCACAAGAACGAGGCGGUGUUCGUGCCCGACUGUGCCCAAGGGGGCCUCUACAAACCUGUCCAGUGUCACCCGUCCACCGGGUACUGCUGGUGCGUGCUGGUGGACACAGGGCGGCCCAUUCCUGGCACCUCCACCAGUGUACGCCCUGAAGCUUCCAAGUGUACAGAUGCAACUACAUACCAACGUACAUGCAGAUAUGAGCAACCAAAGUGUGAUGGCAAUGCCAGAGCCCAUCCCACCAAACCGAAGGACCAUUACAGAAGCAGACAUCUUCAAGGGUGUCCCGGGGCAAAGAAAACUGAAUUUCUGACGAGUGUUCUCGACGCGCUGUCAACAGACAUGGUGCAUGCUGUCACAGAUCCAGCGUCUGCCGGCAGGAUGUUGGAGCCAGACCCAAGUCACACACUAGAGGAGAGAGUGGUCCACUGGUACUUUAGUCAGCUAGAUAAAAACUCCAGCGGUGACAUCGGCAAGAAGGAGAUCAAACCUUUCAAACGUUUCCUGCGCAAGAAGUCCAAGCCCAAGAAGUGUGUGAAGAAGUUUGUGGAGUACUGUGACAUCAGCAAUGACAAGGCUCUGUCCCUGCAGGAGCUGAUGGGAUGCCUGGGCGUCACCAAGGAAGAAGGGACCAAACCAGGUGAAGGUACAUCCUCCAGUAAACUGAAUCCCUCAAAGAAGCAAGGCUAAGCCAACCACCGAGAUUUCCCCUCCCCUUUUGGAGCUUCUGCCAAUCGGCAAUGGAAACCAUAGUAUUUGCACUUUGUACUUUAAGAAAUGUAAAUUCCCUUUGUAGAAAUUAGGUAUUUAAACAGACUGCUGAAUCUGUGAAUGAUGUAGUUUUUUUAUGUCUUUACAAAAAAAUAUUUAACACAUACAGUGUAUGUGUCUUUUGUGUCUAAAGAAAGUAUACUUUUCGGAGUUGUACAAGUUUUGUGAUGUUGCAUUUUGUGUCCGCUUUGAAUUGUUAUGUUUUACUGUUGUUGAUGUUAACACAGAUGUAUGUAUAGUUUGAUAUAUGGCUAAAACAUUAACUUAGGCCCCUCCGCAUUAUUUUAUGUACUUACUGACCUAGCAGCCCUUCCUGAGCUCUGUACAGCUGUUUGUAUUAUUAAACAUGGAUCAUCACACAAUUAAGUUUGUUCAAAAUGUAUACAUGUUUAUUAGAAAUAAAGAACUCUUUUAUGACCCAUUUGGGUCCCGCUUUAAAUGACAUGCUGCUUAUAAAGGCUUCAUAAAGGGCGGCAGGUAGCAUAGUGGUUAGAGCGUUGGGUUCCCUAGUAACCGAAAGAUUGCCAGGUCGAAUCCCGAUCUGACAAGGUAAAAAUCUGUUAUUCUGUCCCUGAACAAGGCAGUUAACCCACUGUUCCUAAGGUCAUCAUUGUAAAUAACCAUUUGUUCUUAACUGACUUGCCUGGUUAAAUAAAGCCUCCAUAUAGCGUU